Molecule: messenger RNA, 7071 nt
Organism: Anoplopoma fimbria (sablefish)
Lineage: Eukaryota; Metazoa; Chordata; Actinopteri; Perciformes; Anoplopomatidae
Gene: kif26ba
Product: kinesin family member 26Ba
Biological process (GO): microtubule-based movement
Molecular function (GO): microtubule motor activity; microtubule binding; ATP binding
Source: RefSeq, a predicted model, not a curated record
AUGACUUCACUGUCAGGGACCAAGGAGAGGUCUGCGAGCAGCCGGAGCAGAAAAUAUGGGGUGCCUGACACUUCCCCGACCAAAUCUGCCUCCUUUUUCCCAGACACAUGGUACCGAAAGGCCUACGAGGAAAACACUCGCUCCGGCACACGCCCCGCCCCAGAGGGUGCCGGCUCCAUGCCAAGCUCCACUGGCACCCCUUCCCCAGGCUCAGGGAUCUCCUCACCAGGGUCCUUCUCCGGAUCGCCAGGGACCAUCUCUCCGGGGAUUGGGACAGAAUCACCUGGUUCUCUGGGUGGCUCCCCCGGUUUUGGGACAGGAUCUCCGGCCUCAGGCAGCGGUAGUUCCCCUGGUAGUGAAAGAGGGAUUUGGUGUGAGAACUGCAACGCUAGGCUGGCAGAGCUGAAAAGACAAGCAUUGAAACUGCUCAUCCCUGGACCUUACUCCAGCAAGGAUCCCUCCUUCUCUCUCCUCCUUCAUGAUAAGCUUCAGGUGCCCAAUAGUUCUCGGCGGGCGUGGAACGAACGUGACAGUCGCUGUGAUGUCUGCGGCACUCACCUCACGCAGCUCAAACAGGAAGCCGUGCGCAUGGUCCUCACUCUCGACCAGUGGGAUCUGUCUCCCCCCACUUCGCCUACGGCCCUCAUUGGACGGUGUGGAUCUCAAGGACCUCCGGGUCCAAUGGGAGCAUCAGGAGCACCAGGAGGUCCUGGUUCACGGGAUUGGAUUCCUGCUUUUCUACCUUCCUCCUCUUCCUCAGCUGUUGCUGCCGUUUCACACUCGUCCUCCCAGUCACCUUCCCCAAGUCCCAGCCAGACCCCAACGCCCAGCCCGAGCCACGGACCAUCCAACCCCAGCCACGGGAGUCCCUCGGUGGGACAAACAUCCAGCUGUGCUCCCACAAACCCACAACCUCCAGGCCCAGGGCACAGGUCGGGGUCCAAGCCCAGUUCCCUGGGGCUUGGAGGCGGGAUGGACAGAAGGAAUGGGUCCCCCAGUUCGGGAAAAGCUGGUGCCCAACAGCAACCAGUGACUGGAGUAAACAGCCCUGGCAAUAAUAGUGGAAACGGAAGUGGAGCAGUACUGAGUACAACAGCUCUGCAGGCCCACCAGCACCUGAACCGAACUAAUGGAGGAGUUACACUCUAUCCCUACCAGAUCUCCCAGAUGAUCUCUGAGGACUCCAGAGAAGGUUUGACCGAGGCGGCCCUGAACCGCUACAACACACACUCGCCAUCACACACCAAUUCAACCGCACACACAAACUCGCCCUCUCACACGCCAGCUGUAACCACAACUGCGCCGACCACCACCACGUCUGCUGCCGCGUCCUUCUUUGCAAGAGCUGCACAAAAGUUGAACUUAGCAUCCAAGAAGAAGAAGCAGAAGACCGCAGCAGUCGUGGCCCCAGUGACAUCAUCCUCCCCGUCAUGUGACCCCCCUAUGUUCCCCACCAAUUUUAGCUCCGCCCUGUUGAUGGCCCCUCCCCCGGCUCCACCCUGCCUUCUCCGUGCAGCCAACAAAAUCAAAGAUACCCCAGGGCUUGGAAAGGUGAAGGUCAUGGUUCGUGUGUGCCCAGUGUCUCAGUCGGACGCAGCUGAAUCCAGUUCUUUCCUUAAAGUGGAUCCCAGAAAGAAACAAAUCACCAUCAUGGACCCCUCAGCCAAUCAGACACCAAGCGCUGCCUCCCAGAAAAAGGCGGGAGCCAAUCAGGUCCCUCCAAAGAUGUUCACCUUUGAUGCUGCGUUCCCUCCUGAUGCAUCGCAGGCGGAGGUGUGCGCGGGAACGGUUGCCGAGGUGAUUCAGUCGGUGGUGAACGGAGCAGAUGGCUGUGUCUUCUGCUUUGGACACUCCAAACUGGGUAAAUCCUACACCAUGAUUGGCCGUGAUGACUCUCUCCAGACUCUGGGUAUAAUCCCCUGUGCCAUCUCCUGGUUGUUUAAACUCAUCAAUGAGAGGAAGGAGAAAACAGGAGCACGCUUCUCUGUUCGUGUCUCUGCAGUCGAGGUUUAUGGAAAAGAGGAGAACCUUAAGGACUUGCUGUCUGAAGUAGCCACAGGCAGUUUACAGGAUGGACAGUCACCUGGAGUCUACCUUUUUGAGGACCCCAUCUGUGGUAUGCAGCUCCAGAACCAGUCUGAGCUGCGUGCUCCGACCCCUGAGAAGGCAGCCUGGUUUCUGGAUGCAGCCAUAGCAGCUCGCCACAGUAGCCCCAACACCACUGAAGAAGAAAUCAGAAACUCACACAUGCUGUUUACAUUACACAUAUACCAGUACCGCAUGGAAAAGACAGGCAAAGGAGGAAUGUCAGGAGGUCGCAGUCGCCUCCACCUGCUGGACUUGGGCAGUUGUGACCUCAAAGUACUUGGAGGAGGUGGAGGUGGAGGUGGGAAAAGCAGGGAGAGCUCUUUGCCCAGUUCUGCCCCUCUGUGCCUCUCUCUAUCUGCUCUCGGCAACGUGAUCCUGGCCCUGGUCAACGGGAGCAAGCACAUCCCAUACAAGGACAGCAAGCUGACCAUGUUGCUAAGGGAGUCGCUAGGCAACAUGAACUGCCGGACCACCAUGAUUGCUCACAUCUCUGCCUCACCCAGAGAUUUCUCGGAAACCCUUUCAACCAUCCAGAUUGCUUCCCGUGUCCUCCGCAUGAAAAAGAAGAAAACUAAAGUCACAGUGCAAUACACGUCUAGCUCGUCUGGAGGAGAGAGCUCUUGUGAGGAGGGUCGCAUGCGUCGUCCGACCCAUCUGCGACCUUUCCAUAACCGUGGUGACACUGACUCUGACCUUCCGUUGCUGCGACUGUCCAGUGACCCUGACGAAUAUUCGAGCAGCGAGCAGUCAUGUGACACGGUGAUCUAUGUGGGCCCAAAUGGGGCUGCGGUGUCAGAUAGAGAGCUGACGGACAAUGAGGGACCACCAGAAUUUGUACCGAUUAUUCCUGCUUUGCUUCGAGGUAAAACGUCAGAGCAGCAUCAACCACAAAGUCAAAGUCAGGCUGCUGGAGUCCAGAACAAGGUGCAGUGUCAGCCAGAGGACCCACUCAGCGUCUCCUCUCAGCCUCUGCCUCCGCCCUCUCAGUCACUGCUUGGGCAGCCGUUGGCCCCCGUCCCAGAGGAAGGAGCCGAGUGCCUGAAAUGCAACACCUUUGCUGAGCUGCAGGAGAGACUGGACUGCAUUGAUGGCAGCGAGGAGGUGGCAAAGUUCCCAUUUGAAGAAGUUCCAGCAAACAAACAAGGUGCCAAACAAGAGCCAUGUCCAUCCUCAGCUGUCCCAACCUCAUCUCCUUCUGCUCCUGGCACUGCUGCUGCACUGGAUAUAGAAACUAAAACAGACUCUGCAUGUGCAGGAGGAGGUGCAUUGCAGUUCUCCCCCUCAGCAUCAGCAGCCUCCAGGAGGAGGACCAAUGACCAGCAGCUGCAGGAGAUCAAGGAGGUGGUGGAAGAGGCAGAGCUGGCUCAUACAAUGAUCCAUAACCUGGCUCAGAGUUCUGGUUCCCCCAUAGUUACUAGUACCAGGAGCGUUACUGGAAGCAGCAGCAUCACCUCUAAUCCCCUGCACAGGGCAAGGAGCUCCAUGAAUGACGGCCGUGAGGGUCUGAAUGGCAACAGUAACACUGAGGGGAAGGCCCGCCCAUUAGGAUCACCACGCCUCGGCAUCGCCAGCCUGACCAAAACCUCAGACUACAGGCCUCCGUCCUCCCCGUCCCAGCGGUGUAAAGUGUACACCCAGAAGUGUGUGAUGCCGGCAACGCCCCCCUUGUCCUCACACACUCUGGCUCAAGACGGACAGGCCACAGAGGCUUUGACCUCAGACAACAGUUUGGCUGCAGACAGCGGACGAUCUUCCACAGACUCCCUGCUGUCCAGGACUUCUCCGGUGGGCAUGAGCCCACAAGUCCGAGAGCCAGCUCAGUCUCUGUCUGCCAGCCUUGGAUCAGCAGAGACACUCUGUGACGAUGAUGUCCCACCGAUUCCCCUGGACACGCACAGGGAUUGACCAGCAGCAUCUGUAGGAACAGUAGGACCUCUCUCGCUUGGGGAGGAUGAACCAGUGUACACUGUAGCUUCUGGAGGUGAGGAGGACCUUGAUGUUACAGCUCUUAUGGAGACUCAAGGCCUCACCUGUCGUCCAACCAGCAUCGUCAGCGUAAAAAGGGACUGUUGCUCCAUCACUGCCCUUGCUUCAGGUUCUCAGGCAGCCUGCUUCAUCAAUACUGCCGAGGAUGGAGCUGUGGAGGAUUAUCACAUGCCUGCAAGUCCUGCAACAACCUCAGGGGUUACGGAUGUGGCAGCCAUGGCAGAGGUGGCCAUGGCCAAGCUGCGGAUAGAAGGUGAAGCCUUUUCCACAGUGAUGUCCAACUGUGGUUCGCCCAUCUCCUCCUGGGUGAGUGAUCUGAGCCUGGGCAGUGAAGCUGACCAUUCUCUCCACAGCUUCAGUCAGUCCCAGAGCCAGCAAGGGGAGGCCCUGGCUGAACCUGAACCCAACCAGAGCCUUUCGUUCGGAUCGGAUGGUCUGGGUGGUUAUGAGUGCGGUGGCAGAAGAGGGAGUCUGGAAGGAGAUGUGGUGCUGUCAGAAAACGGAGGACAUAAGGCUACUGCAUCCAAAGACAGGCUGAGGAAAAUGCCUCCCUCCAUGGCUAAAACUAACAUCCAAAUCCUGGCAGGACCUGGUAACCUCUCUCCCUACAAGACCACCAUCAGUAUGCACCCAUGUAUGGUGGUCAAACCCAUGGUUAUACAGGAACCAACCAUCCUCUCUUCACCUACCAAGACCAGCCUAAUGAAAGACCCAGGCAAAUUUAAUGCACCGCUUUUAGCUUCCAUUUCCAGUGAGAUGAGGUUUGAAGACCCCUGGUUGAAGCGCGGCGUGGAUGAGGGGAGGUCCAGGGAGCUUGUGUGUGAAGUGAAGCCGGAGAUGAGGGACGUAGAGCAUUCAAAAAGUCAGGCCGGAGGUGCGACCGGAGACCACUGGAGCUUCUGCAGGGAUGGUGGGGACCAUGGAAGCUCUAGUUCAGGUGGUGAGAUUGUGUCUUCUCCAGAUUCCUUUAAGAGAGUGGUGGAUGGCUGUGAGAUGGUGGCCAUUGUUGUCCAGGGAGAAUGUCUGACGAGUAUCUACAACCCAGAUAUCCACCGUACCGCCAGUCUUCCUCGCGGCUGGCACCGUCUCAACCGCCACGACGGCUUGGACAAUGGAAACGAGUACCGGAAUCUUGGCGUCACCUCUUCAACUCCCUGCAGUCCUCGAGCCACCCUUGACCGCCGGGGAUCAACUGGAAAACUGGGCUUUUUCUCUCACAAGAAGGGGGGAAUCCCACCUCUGCCACCGAUACGGAAGUCCAGCCUUGACCAGCGGAACAGGGCAGCCAGCCUUCUCCACCAACCCAGCCACGGAGUGUCAUUGCUGGGCAUCUCGACAGAUGAUGCAGGGCUCGCCAGACAACGAGGCUCCAGCAUAGACAGCAGCAGGCUCUUCAGCGCCAAGUUGGAACAGCUCGCAAACAGGACCAACUCUCUGGGUCGGGUCCAUAGCUCCAACGGUGGUUCCCACCACUACGACUGCUUCUCUCUGGAGAGAGGGGGCCUGAAAGGUGGAGGAGGAGGAGUUAGGGGGGACAGCACCAUGCCUCGAACUGGACGCAGCCUCACCCGUGCUGGAUCAGUAUCUUCUCCCACUGGAAAUAUCAGCCCUGGUUUCAGUGCCAGUCCCGGUCCAAGCAGCGCUCCACAGUCACCUGUCAAAACCAGCGGCCAGUCAAAGAUCUCAGCAGUCAGUAAGCUGCUGAUGACCAGCAGUCCCAAGUCCAGGAGUCUGUCUGCAUCCAGCACCAAGACUCUGAGCUUCUCCACCAAGUCUUUAAGCCAAGCUUCCAGCCGCAGCUCCAGCCUUCCUCCUAAUGGAAAGCCCCAGACCUCAGUCCAGGGCCCUCUGCCGCAGCAGCAGGGACCCUCGCCUGGUUCAUGGUCUACCCAGUCUUUGAGCCGCAGUCGAGGGGGAAGCCUGGCCGCCAAGCUGCCUCUCCGGGCUGUCAACGGUCGAAUCUCAGAGCUCCUCCAGGGAAGUGCAGGCUCCCGUUCCAGAGGUCAUGCCCAGGGAGGUGGAACAGAUCCAGCAGAGGAAAGAGGAGUCGGAGGGGCAAGUGGAGGUAGUAGUGGAGGUGGAAGUGGAGGUGGUAGUGGAGGUGGUUCGGGUGAGGAGAAGACAGCAGUGGUCCAAACGCUGCCUUCACCCUACAGCAAGAUCACAGCUCCCAGAAAACCACAUCGCUGCAGCAGCGGCCAUGCUAGUGACAACAGCAGCGUACUGAGUGGCGAGCUCCCCCCAGCCAUGGGGAAGACAGCCCUGUUUUACCACAGUGGAGGCAGCAGUGGCUAUGAGAGCAUGCUAAGAGACAGCAGCGAGAACACAGGAAGCACCUCCUCCGCUCAGGACUCCCUCAGUGAGCACAGCUCAGCCACCACCUCCUCCAGACGGAGCUCCAAGAGCAGCAAGAAGAGCAGGAGCAACACAGGCCUGCAGCGUCGUCGUCUGAUCCCGGCACUGACCUUGGACUCCUCCUCAUCCUCACCUUCUCACCGCUCCUCCAAACAGGCAACCACCUCCUCUUCCUCCUCCUCCUCCAGCCCAGGUGCAUGCUGGGUAGAUGGUCCACUGGGGCCCCCGACUCCCUCAAACCUCCGUGGAGCGACUGCAACGACAGAAACCUUUGAGAUCAAGGUGUAUGAGAUAGAUGAUGUGGAGCGACUGCAGAAGAGGAGAGACAAAGGAGGGGGCAAGGAGGUGGUGUAUGUCAGCGCCAAGCUCCGUCUGUUGGAAAACCGUCAGCAGAGAAUCAGUGAAGUCAGAGCCAAGUACCAGUGUCUGAAGAAGGAGCUGGAACAAACCAAACAACACCUAAUGCUGGAGCCACACAAAUGGACCGCCGAGUUUGAGCUACAACAGGCCUAUGAAGUAGACUCACUGGAGUACCUGGAGGCUCUGGAGACAGUGACAGACAAACUGGAGACCCGAGUGAACUUCUGCAAAGCCCACCUCAUGAUGAUCACCUGCUUCGAUGUGUCCUCGAGACAUCGGUAG